Molecule: messenger RNA, 1379 nt
Organism: Fragaria vesca subsp. vesca
Lineage: Eukaryota; Viridiplantae; Streptophyta; Magnoliopsida; Rosales; Rosaceae
Product: phosphatidylserine synthase 2-like
Exons: 10
Coding region: 190-891 (233 amino acids)
Biological process (GO): phosphatidylserine biosynthetic process
Molecular function (GO): L-serine-phosphatidylethanolamine phosphatidyltransferase activity
Source: RefSeq, a predicted model, not a curated record
UCUGAUCCAACGGCCACGAUCUUCUACUUACUUUACAGAGGACGGUGUUGGAUGCUACUAGUCAGUAGGACAAGCUGUAGGGACUCUGUCUUUAUAUAAGAUUCUAUACUUUAGUGGUUUUCUCAAUCAAUCAUACUAUCAAGUUUUACCUGUACACGAGAGAAAAGGUCUAACAGACAUAAAAUACAAAUGAGCUCUGUGAGCAAGUUGCAUCUUUCGUAUUUGAUGGAGCCUAAUGGCCAUAGGAGAAUGAGAAGAAAGGAUGUUCAUAUUCAAGAAAAUGGUGACCAGAGUGAGUCAAAUGCAGGCGAAGAACUGGAUCCAUGGACUGCGUGGGCAUACAAGCCUCGUACAAUUUCAAUGUUACUUAUUGGUGCAUGUUUUCUUAUUUGGGUAAGUGGAGCCUUAGAUCCAGAAAGCAGUGCAUCUGGAGACCUUGUUUCAUCUGUCAAAAGGGGUGUAUGGGCAAUGAUAGCAGUUUUUCUUGCUUAUUGCUUACUCCAAGCCCCAUCUACGGUUCUUAUCAGACCACAUCCUGCAAUUUGGCGGUUAGUUCACGGAAUGGCUGUUGUUUACCUAGUUGCUCUUACAUUUGUACUUUUUCAGAAGCGUGAUGAUGCUCGGCAGUUCAUGAAGUUUCUGCAUCCUGAUCUUGGUGUUGGUAAUGCAAUCUUGAAACCGGUAAAGAAGGUCGGAGCAUUUUGCUGGCUUUCUGUUGCUAUUUGUAUUGUUGAACUUCUCAUUUGCAUCAAGUUUGGACAUGGAUUAUAUCCAAAACCAAUGCCAUUAUGGCUGGCUGUGUUUUGGAUGUCUGUUGGAACGGCACUUGUAAUAUUUUUGAUUGUUUGGUCUUGGCAACUGCAUCGAACUCUUGGGAGAAAGAGGCGAUGAUUGUUUCAUCGUGGUACUUCAUUCUUUGAAUUGCUUCCUGAAGAGUAUCAAUCCAUGAUGUAAAUGCUUAUCACUUUUAUAAAGUUAUAGUUGUACAUUCUGAUUCUCUUAGAUUAGUGGAUCACAGUUCCUUGAGUAGAGAUUAUUUAUUCUUUCUUGCUAGGCAUUGGAAAAUACUUUAAGGUCUCGUGAAUUACUGGUUUGCCACCAUUACUGGCAGAUUUUACCCAAAGUCCAAGGAGUCAAGGACCGAGCCAUUUUGAACUGAUGUUGUAUUGUUUAGUUUUCCUUCCAUCAUUUUAUAGAUAGUCAGUUUUUGUAAUAAUAUACCAAAUGAGUCAAGUUUGCCUUGUAAUGUGGCCCUUAUUUUGUCUGUGCAGUGCUUCUGUCUCCUCACCAAAGUUCAUGUUGGUAAAAUAAAGGUCAUUUUAUUAGCUAUGUACUGAGAGCAUCCUUUAUCAAAUCAUCUCUAUGAAAUCAUUUCCUGU